This is a messenger RNA of Stomoxys calcitrans (stable fly), 5203 nucleotides long. RefSeq lists its product as uncharacterized. Gene Ontology annotation, biological process: defense response; superoxide anion generation. The record is from RefSeq and is a predicted model, not a curated record. Gene Ontology annotation, cellular component: plasma membrane; NADPH oxidase complex. The transcript is spliced from 16 exons. Gene Ontology annotation, molecular function: superoxide-generating NAD(P)H oxidase activity; calcium ion binding. Lineage: Eukaryota; Metazoa; Arthropoda; Insecta; Diptera; Muscidae.
UGGCAAACGAAACAUGUUCAGUUGGUUGUUAAAGCUUGACCGGGUUGCAUCGCAAAACAACGUUUAAAAUUGUCAAGGGAUCAAAAACGCGGAAAAGACACGUUAAGCUCAAAACAAAAACCGAAGGGAAACGAAAAACUUCUUAACGUGUUACAUAUCUGAUUUUUAUUUUUACGCUUUAUAUCCCUUCAAACGGAAGCCAAACACCAGUAUACGGAAGCAAUCUUUCGUCAAAACCGAACGCGUUUAAUCAAGAACAAGGUCACUUUGUACCUCACAACAUAAACAAAGCACUAACCUAUUCUUGCUGUUUUAACGCUGAAUACGUACGUUUGCUUACUUUUCGAAGACGAAACAAAAGUUUGCUUGAGUUUUGAAAUAAAAAAAAAAAUUCAAAAUUUUAACGACGGUUAUAAGAAAAGCAAAUUUGAAAGAUUUAUUUUUUUGGGCAAAUGCAUAUUAUUGUGAAAUAAAAAUGUGUUGAAAAGAAAUUAUAGGAAGCAGUAAAAAAAAUCAAAAUAGUCCCAUAGUGUAGAGUAAGUGAACAACAGCAAAAACAAAACGAGGAAAAAAAAGUGACAAAUAAAAUGGAAAAUAAUUAUAAAUUAACUAUAAACACUAACUCCGAACAGCAUCGCGGCUCGGUGUCCUCAACAAAUUCUUUGGAAGUGCCAGCAACACCUACGCGUUCACCUAAAAAAGUCUCGUUUUCAGAUGAUUUGCCUAUUGCAACAGCAAACAAUGAGGAAAAUGGGCCGCACCACAGCGCCAACUUAGCCAACACCACUGCCGCCCAUAGCAGUUUGAAUUUUGCCUCCAAAACUCAAAGUGAUAAAAUAAUGAUUAAUAACGUUUACAACAAUAACAACAUUAAAACUACCUCGGACUUUGUUCGACAUCUAAGUACCUCACCAGAGGUGAAUGUGGAGGAGGUCAGCGCAGCUGAAAUGCAGCAAUCACAGGAAUUACAAAAUCCUGUGGAUUUUAUGCUAAGCCAGGCAGCCCAAUAUUUGGAAAAGUUGCAUGGUCCAGCUACAGCUACAGCUACAACAGCAGUACCGCCUUCUCAACAGAAUUCACCAACACAGGAAUCUCAGCAUCAUAAAUUUAAAAGUAGUUUAAAUAUAGAUUUAAACCCCUCAGGAUUGGAUCCCUUAAGUGUAAUUAAAAUACCCACACCACCUCCCUCAAAGUCACCCUCGCCUCCACCAGCACCUGCUGUGCUUGAGCUGAAUAGAGUAAACUCUAGAUCAGAUUCAAUCACAGCUUCUGACAUGUCAACACCCUCCACAAUGGCGGCCAGAUCCAUGAAAUCCUCUUCUUCAUCUUCAGAGUCUACUACAUCCAUGGAUCCUCCCUAUAAACCGCCCCGAUCUUCCAUGGUAAAUGGCUCUUCAAAUGGUGGUAGUAUGCCUUACAACAACAACUCCAGCAGACCUACACUCCCCCACCCACCCACUUCGCCCUCUUCGGAUAUGCAAGAAAUCAGCGAAGAACAUGCUGUCAAAUACAUGCAGCCCUACAAUCUCAACGUGGAUAAGAACAACUGCAGUUCCAUGGAGUUGGAAGCGAAACGCGAUAAAAUUCGCUGGCUCUUGAUAUCCGAAUGCAGUGCCCUGCUGGGUGAGGGCAAACACACUCGCGAGGGUUUCCGCAAAUUAUUUCUACAAGAGGAAUUCCAGAAAAAACUCUUUCAUCUCUUUGAUUUGGAUGGCAAUGGUUAUCUGGUGCAGGAUCGUUGGAUAGAACAUUUAAAAGGACGUUUGACUGAUGACAGACAAAUGGACUAUGCCGAACAGUUGGAAUCGGUGGCCUAUGUGAUCUGCGGUGAGAACAGCAAAAUCACAUUUAAAAACUUCAAUGAAAUAUGGCAGGCCCGUGGGAUUUUAGAUAAAUUAUAUCGUCUCAUCGAUAACGAUGGCACCAAUUCCAUAUCCACAAAUCAAAUCAUGGAGUUCAUUUCUCACCUAACAAAUUCCAGACCCCGCACUGGCUUUGAUAAAAGCUCUUUGGCCCGUUUGGAGCAGCUCUUUCGCAAUACUGUGGGAAAUGAACGCGAAAUAAGACGCGAGGAAUUCAAGAAAAUUGUUAUCUCCAAGAAUCCUUUCUUUACGGAACGUGUUUUCCAAAUCUUCGACAAGGAUAACUCCGGUUCCAUAUCAUUGCAGGAAUUCAUUGAUGCCAUUCAACAGUUCUCAGGACAAUCGGCUGAUGAUAAAAUACGCUUUCUAUUUAAGGUCUACGAUAUCGAUGGUGAUGGUCUCAUACAGCACAAGGAGUUGCAUGAUGUCAUACGUGCCUGCAUGGAAGAGAAUGGCAUGGAAUUCUCCGAAGAUCAGAUUGAAGAUCUGACAACGGCCAUGUUUGAAGAUGCCGAUCCAUACAAUCGUGGCGAGAUUACUUAUGAGGCCCUGAAAAAUCAAUUACACAAACAUGGAGGACUCUUGGAGAAUCUAAGCAUAACCAUUGAUCGUUGGUUAGUGCCUUUGGGCCAGGAAGCUCCUGUCAGUAAAUCCAAAUCGAAAUUAUGGAAUUCUAUACCCAUACCGCAUCAGCUGACACCUGCGUAUAUGAGGAAUAAUCAUGUCUUUGUUACCUAUCUCUUUUUAUAUAUUGCCGUAAAUGUGUGCCUAUUUAUAUCAAGGGCUAUACAGUAUAGGGCCAGUAAUGGAUUUGUGAUAGUGGCCAGAGCAUGUGGUCAAUGCUUGAACUUUAAUUGUGCCUGGGUCCUAGUGCUUAUGCUGCGACAUACCUUAACCUAUUUACGAUCUCGUGGCCUCUCUACCUAUUUGCCCGUGGACAAUCACAUCUAUCUGCACAAACUAACGGGCAUUGUGAUAUCCGUCUUCAGUUUGAUACACACCGUCAUGCAUCUCUUUAAUUUCUCCAUUAUAGUGGUAAAUGAUCCAAAAAUCAAUGCCGGUCAUUAUACCAUAGGAGAGUGGUUGCUAACCGAUCGUCCUGGAUUAUUUGGUCUAAUACCAGGUUGCGCCAAUCCCACAGGCAUGGCUCUCUUCAUAAUUUUAUUGAUUAUGUUCAUAUGUUCGCAGCCAUUUGUGAGACGUAAAGGCUCCUUUGAGGUAUUCUAUUGGACUCAUUUAUUGUACAUACCCUUCUGGAUAUUGGUGUUGUUCCAUGGUCCAAACUUUUGGAAAUGGUUUCUUGUGCCGGGCAUUAUCUACAUUGUGGAAAGAGUUUUGCGCUUCGUCUGGAUGCGUGGAGAUCAUGGAAAGACCUAUAUCAGUUCUGGCCUCUUACUGCCCUCGAAGGUCAUACAUUUGGUUAUUAAACGGCCCUAUAACUUUAAUUUCCGCCCUGGUGAUUAUGUGUUUGUGAACAUUCCUGUCAUAGCCAAUUAUGAAUGGCAUCCUUUUACCAUAAGUUCUGCACCUGAGCAGGAGGACUAUAUGUGGCUGCAUAUACGCACUGUGGGCGAAUGGACAAAUCGUUUGUAUCGUUAUUUUGAAAAAGAGCAACAGAGGCUACACAAGGGCGACGUAAUUGCCCACAAACAGGCCAUACCCACCUCAAGUCUUUUGCAAAUUAGUGAAGAGAAUACUCGUAUCGCAUCUUCAACUCCUCAAACCGAUUUCUUGGCCCAGAAUCUUGCCAAGAUGCAGCACAGUUCCAGCUAUGAUUCCGGCAUGGUGACUAAGGCCAUGCAGGAAAUGCAAAUAUCCCCUCUCAGACCUCCCCGCCAUAACUAUGCCCCCUCGAAAUUGGCCACCGAAAGUAUAAGUGCUAGUCAUGUGGAAAUGAUGUCUCAGCCCACCAGCAGCAGUGAUCGUAUACGUAGCAUUAAAAAAUCUCUUCAAAGAACCUUCUCACGCAAAGACCAAGCUCCGAAAGAGAAGCGUCUGUCGGGUCAUUCCAAUGAUGGUUUUAUGUCGGAUGAAUAUGAUGUGGGCGGAACCACAGAGUUGGGCAAACGAAGAAAGUUGAAAAAGUUUAUGCUGGAAAAACCGCCGCUGGAGAAAAGUAUAUCGCUGCCGGAUAUAGGAGUGAAGACGAAGAAACGAGAACGUACUAAGGCCCUACGCACCUUGGGUCGCUCCGAAUCGGAACGAUCUUUCGAUGAAACUCGCGUAAGACGGGCACGAUUACACAGUCUGGGUUUGGCCUAUAUGAGUCCUCAAAAUAAAUCGCUGGCUCAAAGUUUCCGAUAUAUGCGCAAUAAGCCUACCAUAAUUGCCUUUAAAACUCCCAGUAUUGAAGAAAGUCAACCAGAAUAUAGUACGGAUCAAACGGACUCGGUGCAUACCUAUAAUGCUAUACAGGCCGAAGAAGGAAGAGUGCCAACAGGAGGUAUAUUUUUAACCUCUCUCAAAAAGGUAUGAGAUGAACUUAAUGAUUUUAACUGUUUUUCAGAUAAAUCUCAAAAUAAUGAAACUAAUGAUGACAAACCCGAAAUUGUGGUUUCCAAACCCUUGGAGAUAUUCAUUGAUGGACCCUAUGGAGCACCCUCUUCACAUAUAUUUAUGGCCCAACAUGCGGUGUUAAUUGGUACAGGCAUUGGUGUUACUCCCUUCGCUUCGAUUUUGCAAUCUAUUAUGCAUCGCUAUUGGAAGGCAAGACAUUCAUGUCCUCGUUGCCUAUACGAGUGGGCCAGUGAUAUACCCAAGACGGUGAUGAAUUUACGCAAAGUGGACUUCUUUUGGAUAAAUCGUGAUCAGAGAUCAUUUGAAUGGUUUGUCAAUCUGCUAUCGCAAUUGGAAAUUGAACAGGCCGAAUUGGGUGGUGCCAUGGAGAGAUUUUUGGAUAUGCAUAUGUAUAUAACCAGUGCCUUGCAGAGAACGGAUAUGAAGGCUGUGGGCCUACAACUGGCCUUAGAUUUGCUGCACGAAAAGGGUAAACGUGAUCUUAUCACAGGUUUGAAGACUCGCACUAAUGCUGGUCGUCCGAAUUGGGAUAAAGUAUUCAAACAGCUACAGGCCCAAAAGAAGGGUAAAGUCACGGUAUUCUAUUGUGGACCUCCGCAGUUGGCUAAGACUUUGCGAGUUAAAUGUGAUCAGUAUGGUUUUGCAUUCCGUAAAGAAUGUUUCUAAAAUAUGUAUUUUAAUAGGAUACUCGUUGUUGUAGUAAAAUAAUAAUAAAAAUAUAUAAGUAAAAAAUAUAUACUGUGAAUAAUAAAGAUUUGGCUAUAAAAAAAUAUUAUUCAAAAAUUGCGGUAAAGGGUAUAACAAAUCUUAUAAAAUAUAGUAAA